Molecule: messenger RNA, 2542 nt
Organism: Chelonus insularis
Lineage: Eukaryota; Metazoa; Arthropoda; Insecta; Hymenoptera; Braconidae
Product: protein grindelwald
Exons: 5
Coding region: 310-1020 (236 amino acids)
Source: RefSeq, a predicted model, not a curated record
UGAGAACUAUUUAUUAACUUUUUAAUAACUAGAAUAUAAAGUUAUGAAAUAGUAUAGUUAAUGAGAACUGAGAUAGAAUAUAAUUGCAUAGAGAUUGAACUUGGUAUUAAUUAUAGAGAGCGGAAAAUUUUCUGUAACGUUCAGCCUAGCUAAGCAUUAUAUUCCCAGGAUUAAAGUGUGAGAAGAAUAAUGGCUGAUAGUGCAUAAAGAAUUAGCCAUGGAACUGUUUUGCAAUAUUCUAUAUAAGUUGAUAACGUGAAUAAGUUCAGUGAACUGAAAGUGAAUUUCAUCUGAAACCAAAUCAAGAAAAUGUUAGAGUUGAUGUCGGUUAUUGUUCUAAUUUUUGUGUCGGUGACAAAAGCCACUUUAGAUCCUUCAGGUGUUAAGUGUGGUCAAAAGAGAUGUUCAACUACAGAGUACUGUAGUCCCUUUGAUUCACAGUGUAAACCAUGUUCUCUAAUUUGUGAUUCUGCCAGCCACAACCAUCAUCCAGAAAUUUGUGUUCGAGACUGUCAAGUUUAUUUGCACGACCAGAGAUACGUUUUACGAGCGGAGCUGGAUCAAGAUGGAAACUUGAGAGGAGAAAUACAAAGGCUGCGAACUUUUACAGAAGUAUCAUUAAUUUUGUGGGUUCUUCUUUGCAUUCUUACAGUCAUUUGGGUGGCUAGAAGACUGCUGAAUGCAAAAAAAAUUAAAGGAACUUUCGACAAAAUAUUUGGAAAAAAAUGGAUAAAGACAGCAAACAGCAAUAGAGUGCACGACGACGUAGAGAAUGGAACAAUAAAAUCUCAACAAGCUGGUGUAAAACCAACAAUGCCAACGAUAAGUGCAUCGGUUUCAGCGUCGUCAACACAGGAUUCUAAUGCAUGCUCUACUACAACCCCAAACACCACAAGUACUCCGCUUUCAAAAAAAUACGCUAGUGAAGAUAGUACCCUGGAAUUCGCUUAUGACAAUCUGGCGAUGACAACAAGCAUUGAGUCUGCUCAACCAAAAUCUAAAAAAGAAAGUUCUUUUUGAGUUUUACAUCAAAAGUUUUGUAAAUAUACGACACAUCAAUUUUCACAGUAAAUUACAUACCAAGAUUUUUCAGUUGUUUGUAUCAUAAAAGUGAACUGCUGUUGUUUAGGGGAAUAAUAGAGGUAAAAGUACUUGUCUAACUCAAGAAAUAAUGUUUUUGUAAAGAAAUAUUUUUACGACGAUCGAAUGAUUGUCUUUUGAAUUUUCUAUUUUUUGUUUCAUGGCUGAAUACUAACGGAUGAUUGUUUAAGAAUGGAAGUUAUAAAUUGAUUUAAAGUACGUUUCUUCUGUUAGAAGAAGAAAUGUGCGGAUAAUUUUGGAUUGAUGAAUUGAUUAUAAAAAUGAGUAAGAAGGUAACAUUAAAUUGAAUUCUGAUUAAUUGCUUACCAAAGGCAAUUUUUUGGUUAACAAGAAAUGUUAUUUUGAUUUUAUGACUCUUUUAACACUACCCUGAUAAACAAAAGUUGAAAUGUGACAUCAAUUUGAGCUCAAUAUGUAUGCAUUACAACUCGAUAAUUAUAACUCAAAAUAAUUGUUUACGAAUUGAUUCACUCAUUCUGGAAGAUUCUACAGCUCGCAAAGUAAUCAAAGCAUAAAAGAUAUAUGGGCAUAAAGAUUCGUGAUUAAUAGAAGAGUCUGAAGGUUAUUUGGAUUGACAUUUGGUAUAUUUUGAUCAUUGUCAGGUGUUUAAUGCAACGUGGAUUGGGAGAUGGUCCUGUCAUUGUCAGAAAAUUAAUCUGGUACCAUAUAAAUUAGAUGGUCUAUUUUUUUAUUGAUAUUUGUUUCAAUAUUAGUCAGCUAUCUUAAAGAAAUAAUUGAGCUAAUAGUUCAAUUAUGAAUCUACUGUCAUUUUAUGGUUGUCUUUCUAAAAAUUGAAACUUUCAGACAUGAGUGACCAUUAUUUAAAUUUUUAUGGGAAAAAUUAUUUUCUAUGUCCUGCACGACGUGUUCGUAACAUUUUUAACAAAUUGUAUAAAAAAUUAAGUACAUUUACUCAACUCUUAAAAAAGCAUUUUUAAAAAAAAUGUUUGCAAUAGAUGAAAACUUAGCUAUCAAGUAUGUUUAACAACAGUCUACUUUGAGAAUAAUUUUAAAGAAUCAUUAAAAAAAAUUGUCUUUUUACGAUGAGUGAAUAUAACAUUAAAAAUAAAGGAACACGGGGUAAGAUGAACUCCUUCAUAAAAUUAUCAAGAAUAUGUGAAAUUGCAAAAUUUGAAAUGGAAAAAAGAGAACUAAAAUGAAUUACAUUAAACAUGAUAUGAAUGAAUAGAUGAUUAAAAUUUUUAGACUGCGCAUAAUUUCUAAAGGAACUAUUUUGCUUCAAUUUUCUUUAAUGAAAUUUUUAGAAACUUAUAUUACCCUAAUUGAUUGAAGGGACAUUUUUAUGAGCUGAUUUAUAAGAACUUGAUAAAAUAACCUUACAUAAUAUCAUUCAAGUUAUCUAAUAUUAAUAUUAAAAAAUAAUAUAAACUUACAAUUAGAUAUGAUAACUUUUUAUUAUAUUUUCGUAAUACGGUUGGUU